Molecule: messenger RNA, 1143 nt
Organism: Naegleria gruberi
Lineage: Eukaryota; Heterolobosea; Eutetramitea; Acrasida; Naegleriidae
Exons: 1
Coding region: 1-1143 (380 amino acids)
Source: RefSeq, a predicted model, not a curated record
AUGGAAAGUGGUCUCUCUUUAAACCUUGUAGAUUUCAAUUCCUUGGUUGUUUCCUCGACAAAUAGUGUUGGAGACUCUGCAGUGAAUACGAGGAGAAUGUUGGCAAAAUCGUGGACUUCACUCCUGUUGGGUGGUGAUGAAGGAGAAGACGAAGUCUAUUCGUCAUCGCCUCCGACCAUUCAUCACCAUCUGCAAAAUACUCAUUUAAAUUCGGAUCCUAAUGAUUUAGUUGUUUUGCAUGAUUUUAAUGACAAUUCAAGUAUUAUUACAGAUGUCAUCAGUAAUGUUGAUAAUGGCAGUAGCAAUCACGUGAUUGAUUCAGCAGUAAUUCAAAAAGAACGAUUAAUCAAAAAACAAUUGGAAUGUAAAAAAUUGAGAAUGCUCUUCUCACCUCCAGAAAUGCUAACAGAGGAUGGUGAAAUUGAAGAGUCUUACUUUAGACCAGAUCCUUCCAGAAUUUUUAAUAUGGAUUGUCUGAAAACACUGACCUGGAAUAAGACAGACGAAGAAUUGUUGAGAAGAGGUAUUAAUGAGUUUGGAAAUGAUUGGACAGCCAUAAUUUUGAAAUACCUUCCGAAUUGGGACGCAAAAGAACUGCAAGAAAAGUGUAAACAAUUGAAAAUCUCAACAAAAAAGGCUCGCACAACUCCUGAACCAAAAAUCAAUACUAGUGGUAAACUAUCCACUUCUUCAUCAACAAAGAGGAAGAAAAAAACAAAGAAAAAACCAGAAAGUGAAGACAAAGAAUUUGAAGAAAAUGAAACAGAUGAAGAAUCAUUUGAAAUUAUUUCAGAAGAGGAGAAGAAGCCAAAGAGAAAAACAUCUAAUAAGAAGAAUGCCACAACCACUGUAAAAUCUAAAACAAUAUCUAAAACCAAUAAGAAAUCUAACAGCAAACAAAAUGGAAAAUCAACCACUAAAAAGGUGGCUGUAACCAAUUCUGAAACUUCUGAAGAGGAGGAAGAAUUCAAUGAAGAUGAUUUUAUUUCAGAAGAAGAAGAGGAGGAUGAAAUGAGUGAUGAAGAACCUCCAAAAAGUAGCAAAAGAGGUGGCAGAGCUAGGCCAAAGAGGCAAGUACAAAGGUAUUGCUAUCAUGAAAAUUCAUCUGGUGAAGAUGAAAUGCUCGACCAGUACAUUGAUUAA